This is a messenger RNA of Sorghum bicolor (sorghum), 2077 nucleotides long. Its product is annotated as probable WRKY transcription factor 65. Gene Ontology annotation, biological process: regulation of DNA-templated transcription. The coding region runs from base 620 to 1579 and encodes 319 amino acids. Gene Ontology annotation, molecular function: DNA-binding transcription factor activity; transcription cis-regulatory region binding. Gene Ontology annotation, cellular component: nucleus. Lineage: Eukaryota; Viridiplantae; Streptophyta; Magnoliopsida; Poales; Poaceae. The record is from RefSeq and is a predicted model, not a curated record. The transcript has 2 exons.
UCGUCUGCUGUUACUACGCACCAACCACUCCAAUGCAUAAUACAUAUGCGUACGUUAAUUAAUUCCCGAUCCAUCCAAGGAAUAAGCAAAGCAACCGCUGACAGAUGAGGGACGAUGAUGGAUCAUCAAGAGACGGACAUGGAUGGACAUGGGGAUGGGAUAGUUGGGGAGACGUCGCCGUCGCACGCUCGCGCUCGUCGUCUCAAGCAGCUUGUCUGGCUGUCUCUCCUCUUUGUUUAACUUCGCGCCCCGCCCGCCGUCUCCAAGCCUAGCUCAGCUCAGCCAGCGUGCGCGCCCACAAAACCCCACGUCCUCCCCGCCGGCCAAUCACACUCACACCGCACGAACCCAGGACGUCGCGACACCGUCGGUCACCGCGACGUACGUAGACGCAGAGCCUCGUGGUAGCUAGUUUAGCUAGCUCACUUCCACACCGCACCGCGCGCCGUGUUGUUGCCUUCUUUUAUAUCCCGCGGGGAUGCGCCUGCCUCGGGGCAGCUGGUGACAUCGGAUUCAUUCGGAUCAGGCCAAGAACUGCUCCGGCAAACCUGCCGCGCCCCGCCCGUUGUCUUGUCUGCUGUUUCCGAUCGACAACGCCGCGGGCGCGCUUUCUUCUCAAAUGGACGCCGAGUGGAGCGACGGCGCGGCGGCGGCGUCACCGCCGACGGUGUCCGGCGGCGAGAGCAAGCCUGGUGCUGCUGGUGCCGUCUCGUCGUCGGCUGAUUGCCCAGGGUCGCCGCCGGUGUCGCCUGCGCCACCGUCGACGACGUCGCCAGCUGCUGCUGCUGCUGCUGCCGGGAGCGGGAGGAGGCGGUCGGCGAACAAGCGGGUGGUGACCGUGCCGCUGGCAGACGUCAGCGGGCCUCGGCCUAAGGGCGUCGGCGAGGGCAACACGCCCACGGACUCGUGGGCGUGGCGGAAGUACGGCCAGAAGCCCAUCAAGGGCUCGCCUUUUCCGAGGGCUUACUACAGGUGCAGCAGCUCCAAGGGGUGCCCGGCGAGGAAGCAGGUGGAGCGGAGCCGGGCCGAGCCGGACAAGGUGAUCGUCACCUACUCGUUCGAGCACAGCCACUCCGACGCCGUGGCGAGGGCGCAACAGAACCGCCAGCAGGCCUCGAAGCCAAAGGCGGUCCAGCGGCAGCCAGUCCCGCCGGAGCCGGCGGCGGAGUCCCCGUCAUCCGGAAGCUACGACGUCGCUGCUGCCACGGUUUGCGGUGCCGGCGCGCCUGCUGCUGCUGCAGCCGGGACCGAGGUCGGCGGCGCGGCGUCCGUCGAGGUGCGCGACGAGUUCAGGUGGCUCUACGACGGCGUGUCCGUCACCUCCUCGGCGUCGCCCUCGGACGUCGAGGCCGCGGACGAGAUGCUGUACGGGGCGAUGUUCUUCGGCGCCGCCGCCGCCCCGCCCGCCGCGCCCCUCCCCGACGAGUUCGUCGGCGACGUCGGCGGGCUGUUCGACUACGGGGAAGGAGGCGGCGAGGAGGACGCCAUGUUCGCGGGUCUCGGCGAGCUGCCCGAGUGCGCCAUGGUGUUCCGGCGGCACGCCGGCGACGGGCUUUCGGUGGCCGGCGGGGUGAAGUGAAGGUCGAGCAGCCGGCCGGCGGAGAGCACAGCCGCAGGCCUGGUGGCCUGACAUGUGGGGCAGGCUGGCCGGACUCCAAUAAAAACCAGAUAAACUCAUGUAGAGCUCCUUGAUCUAUCUACUUUUGGCUUGUUGUUCUCUUCCCUCUUGUCAUCACGUAGCCUUUUUCUUUCAUCCUUCUCUGAUUGGAUGUUUAUACACAGACACAGACACGGUAGCACAUAUAAAAACUUGAGGCAUUUUACAUUUGCAUAGAGUUGAUUCGGUGGGCUGGCUGGCAUGAGGGGUUUGAAAAGGACACACAGAUCUUUUCUUGUCAAUGGUUUGGUUGAAGCAUUUUGUUUUCUGUGCAAGAGCACGAGAGCCAGACAGAGAGAAGCUCAAACAAUCAAACCAACGUUUUCUAGCUAGGUCACUGACAUGUGGUACAGGCCGGACACAGACUCCAAUAGAACCAGAUAAACUCAUUUGAGCUCCUCUUAAUCUAUCUACUUUUGA